Molecule: messenger RNA, 828 nt
Organism: Suillus discolor
Lineage: Eukaryota; Fungi; Basidiomycota; Agaricomycetes; Boletales; Suillaceae
Exons: 4
Coding region: 85-621 (178 amino acids)
Source: RefSeq, a predicted model, not a curated record
AUUGAUUGCCCGCUUUCAAAGUUCCAACCGUAGCUAUUAGAAAUUAGCGCCCAAAUCUCUUUGUGCUAGACCUCGUUGCCGGGCAUGCACUGUUCACUCGUUUUCGUCUUUUUUUUAGCUUUCGGUUUCUGUGCCGCACAGAACUAUACACUUCCUGAAUGUGCGCAAGUCUGUGCGGGGACGGCUGCGACGGCGGCUGGCUGUUAUUCGUUCUCGAACAGUACAUGCGUCUGUGCCUCCCAGCCCUUUCAAGCAGCCAUUCAGUCAUGCUUCAAUACGAGCUGCAAUAUAACAACCCAAGGCACUGCUUGGCUGUAUUACAGCAACUUGUGCACUAACGGUUCCUCGGCCGGUUCCGGUGCAAGUACAUUCUCAGCCUCAGGCCAGUCUACUACAACCACGAGUGUCAGUGCUGCUACUAGCACUGCACCGGGACCCGUAACCUCGAAUACAUCGUCAACCCACACAUCCUCACUGUCAUCCGUUGGGUCGGCGAGUGUUUCGUCUACUACGACCUCUGCACACGAAACUCCGACAUCAACUUCUGGAGCACUUGCGACUGAAAUCAAGAUGCUACAUGGCCUCAUGGCGCUCGUCGUUGGCGGUGCUCUGAUCUUGUGAUAUGCGAAUUAGAUGUUGGCUAUAGAACCGGAGGCGAUAUCGUGCAGGCGUAGGUAUACAGGUGUUCUUGCAGUCGGAAGCCUUCGAAGGCCCCUGGAGACCGGGGCGAGCCUAACUCAUGGACUUUGUUAUAUAUAUCCAAAAGGACCUUUUGUCGGGUCGUAUCCUAAUAGUAACAGGAUUAAUAUAGCCACGUAUAUCUGUCAG